This is a messenger RNA of Penicillium samsonianum, 774 nucleotides long. RefSeq lists its product as uncharacterized. The record is from RefSeq and is a predicted model, not a curated record. Lineage: Eukaryota; Fungi; Ascomycota; Eurotiomycetes; Eurotiales; Aspergillaceae. The transcript has a single exon. Gene Ontology annotation, molecular function: zinc ion binding; DNA-binding transcription factor activity; methyltransferase activity. Bases 1 to 774 code for a protein of 257 amino acids. Gene Ontology annotation, biological process: regulation of DNA-templated transcription; DNA repair.
AUGCAAAUACAACCUUCGAGGUCGAUCAGUCCCAAUCAGUUCCAAAGUUGCCAUGCUCGUUGGCGCGCACUCACUCACCGCACUCCUUCCUCCCACUCCUCCUUUCUCUACGGCGUCAAAUCUACCAAGAUCUACUGCCGCCCGACCUGUCCCGCACGCCUUGCUCGAAGAGCCAAUGUUGUCUUUUACGACACAGUAGACCAAGCGCGACGCGAUGGCCACCGGCCGUGCAAGAGAUGUCAACCGGAUAACGCGAGCUUCGCUGGAGAGAGGGAGGAGCUUGUCACAAGGGUUCUAGCGCUUCUGCGGACCAAGCGGGAUGAUCAUGAUCGGACAGUGAAGCGAGGCUUGAAGGAAGUAGCACAAGAGGUCGGUGUAACGCCGAGUUAUCUUUGCCGCGUGUUUAAGAGGACGAUGGGGCUUACGCUAGGAGCAUACAUGGUAGAAUUUGAGAGGGAGGUAAGCGAGGGUAAGACAGAGAGGGAGGUUCAAUCUCCGAGCACAGUUGGAUUUGGUAUGGGUGAGGCAGCGACGGGACUCUGGAUGCCAGCAACAACGGCAGGGAGUCCCAUGGCACCCGUCGAGGGUCCGAAGGAAGAUUUGGCGGAGCCGCAAAUGGGAAAUGUUGCAGAGGCUCUAGACUUGAACUUCGAUUUCGACGAGUGGUUCUGGACUGGAGGUUUCGUCCAAGAAGACUUCUGCAAUGAAGGCGCCUUAAAUGAUGGCUUGAACGCAGACGUUUUGAAUGAUGAUGUCUACAGAUGGGAUAUUUAA